AUGCUGCCGUGGGCACCACCAGCGCUGCUUGCCCUGCUUCUGCCCGUGCUCCUGACUCAGGGAGACGCCAGGCGCAGGGGGGGCCUCCCGGCCCAGAACACCUCCGGGCCCGCUCUGCGGCGGCUGUCAGACCACCUCCUGGCCAACUACAAGAAGGGCGUGCGGCCCGUGCGGGACUGGAGGAGGCCAACCACCGUGUCCAUCGACGUCAUUGUCUAUGCCAUCCUCAACGUGGACGAGAAGAACCAGGUCCUGACCACCUACAUCUGGUACCGGCAGUACUGGACUGACGAGUUUCUCCAGUGGAACCCCGAGGACUUCGACAACAUCACCAAGCUGUCCAUCCCCACGGACAGCAUUUGGGUCCCGGACAUUCUCAUCAACGAGUUCGUGGACGUGGGGAAGUCUCCAGAUAUCCCGUACGUGUAUGUCGGGCAUCAAGGCGAGGUGCAGAACUACAAGCCCCUCCAGGUGGUGACUGCCUGCAGCCUCGACAUCUACAACUUCCCCUUCGAUGUGCAGAACUGCUCGCUGACCUUCACCAGCUGGCUGCACACCAUCCAGGACAUCAACAUCUCCCUUUGGCGCCCGCCAGAAAAGGUGAAGUUCGACAAGAGUGUCUUCAUGAACCAGGGCGAGUGGGAGCUUCUGGGGGUGCUAACCCAGUUUCGGGAGUUCAGCAUGGAAAGCAGCGACUGUUAUGCAGAAAUGAAGUUCUACGUGGUCAUCCGCCGGCGGCCCCUAUUCUAUGCGGUCAGCCUGCUGCUGCCCAGUAUCUUCCUCAUGGUCAUGGACAUUGUGGGCUUUUACCUGCCCCCAGAGAGUGGUGAGAGGGUCUCCUUCAAGAUCACACUCCUUCUGGGCUACUCUGUCUUCCUGAUCAUUGUGUCCGACACGCUGCCAGCCACCGCCAUUGGCACUCCCCUCAUUGGUGUCUACUUUGUCGUGUGCAUGGCUCUGCUGGUCAUCAGCUUGGCUGAGACGAUCCUCAUCGUGCGGCUGGUGCACAAGCAAGACCUGCAGCAGCCGGUGCCUGCCUGGCUGCGGCGCCUGGUUCUCGAGCGAAUCGCCCUGCUGCUUUGCCUGGGGGAGCAGCCAACCUCCCAUCAGUGCCCAGCUGCCUCCCAAACCAGCAAGACUGAUGACUGCUCAGACAUGGGGAACCACUGCGGCCAUUUGGGAGGACCCAGGGACUUGGACAAGACCCCGAGGGGCAAAGACAGCCCGCCCCCACCGCCGCGGGAGGCCUCCCUGGCCAUGCGCGGGCUGCUGCAGGAGCUGGCCUCCAUCCGGCACUUCCUGGAGAAGCGGGAGGAGAGCCGAGAGGUGGCCCGGGACUGGCUGCGCGUGGGCUCCGUGCUGGACAGGCUGCUGUUCCGCAUCUACCUGCUGGCGGUGCUGGCCUACAGUGCCACGCUGGUCACACUCUGGUCCAUCUGGAAGUAUUCCUGAGGAGUCCAGCUGAGCGAGGCUGGGGGGACUUCAGGGUUCAGGGGGUGCCAGGGAUAUUCUCAAGUCACAUAUACAGCUCCAUCCCUGGUUCCAAUGCCAAUUUAUCCCAGCAAUCCCGAAGCGGGGCCUUCACCCUUCUCCCCAAAUCUUGGCGUCCAAGAUCCUUACAUCCCCCCCUGCCCCCACCUGCCACGAUGGCUUUGAAACAUGUUGUCUUAGAUCAGAAGAAAUCCAUGCAUUUCCCAACUUCACUCUAUAUCUGUGCAGUAAGCCUCAGUUUCCCCGCUGGCACCCCCCUAAAUAAGGCACUUUGGAAUCCUGCUCAACUCCCUCAGCCUGGUUUUUGAGACUGAAGGCCAGCCAACUCUCUAAUAUAUGGACCUGAUAACUGCUUUAGGUUUCUCCAACACUAACGUCUCCUUCACCUCCGCUGUGACCACUUCCCUGAACACUCACGUUUCAUCAGAUGGUGGGGGUGGGGGUAAUAAAAUGUGAUA
Messenger RNA from Myotis davidii, 1949 nucleotides. RefSeq names its product 5-hydroxytryptamine receptor 3A (gene HTR3A). Gene Ontology annotation, cellular component: postsynaptic membrane; neuron projection; synapse. Gene Ontology annotation, biological process: nervous system process; chemical synaptic transmission; signal transduction. Gene Ontology annotation, molecular function: extracellular ligand-gated monoatomic ion channel activity; neurotransmitter receptor activity; transmembrane signaling receptor activity. The transcript has 9 exons. Lineage: Eukaryota; Metazoa; Chordata; Mammalia; Chiroptera; Vespertilionidae. The record is from RefSeq and is a predicted model, not a curated record. Bases 1 to 1452 code for a protein of 483 amino acids.